Eruca vesicaria subsp. sativa (arugula) is the source of this 1243-nucleotide messenger RNA. The record is from the annotation of a GenBank genome assembly. Lineage: Eukaryota; Viridiplantae; Streptophyta; Magnoliopsida; Brassicales; Brassicaceae.
GUUUGCUUUGACGGAUCGAUUGCCCUUUGCUCUCUCUCUCUUUUUCCCAUUUCUGUUUCUCUAUCCAAUCGACUCACAUCAGACACGAUUUCAAAAAGGAAGAAUAAGUUCAAAAGUCUAAUCCUUCUUUUGCUCCGGAAACUUUCUCUGACGAACUAAAGAAAGAGGUCCCCACUUGAAAUUUGUUUCUGCCCUUUUUUUUUUGUUUUGUUUACCUAUGGAUCUUCUCCCUUCCAGUUUCCCUUUUGUUAUUUAUUUAUUUAUAAAUGUGAAAUCAGGCAAGCAUGUUAUUCAAGAAACUGUACCUGAAGUUGAAUUCUCUCUCCCACUGGAAGAGGUUGCACCAGUGGCAGUGGCAGAUGCAGCAAUGCUUGCUCCAGAGGAAAUAUUUCUGGGGACAGGCAAAAUAAAGGAAGAGUCAGCGCUUACACAGGAAGAGAGAAAGAGGAGUAGAGCUAAGAAGAUGAGAAAGUUCAAAGGUAAGGAAGAAAAUGUGCAUGGAAGAGUGGACAACGUUGCUGUUGGGAAGCUUUCACUUAGCCUCACGCACCUUAAUAAAGAAAGCAUGUCUAUCUUCGGUACUCAGCUCAGAGAUGCCCUCAAAAGCCUCCUGCCAUUCACGCAAUCCAUACCACUUACUAUUGAAUAUCUCAACACUGCUUCUCUUGGUCCCAAGAAAGACUAUGGAACCAACAGAUUGGUGCCUGGAGUUCUACAAGUUGCUGAUGGCACACACUUGAUAUUGGAUGAAACAGAGUUGCAACCAGGAACCUUGAAUUCUGUUGGAGUUGAGAAUGCAAACCUGCUUAAAAACCUCUUGGAAUGUCAAAAGGUGGAGUAUGAUUUUCAAUAUUUUAAAAUGGAAAUGGCCACUGCUGCUCAGAUGCUCAUUUUCUCCGAGGGAAAAUCAAACAUAAUGCCUGCUGAUAUGGUUCUACCGUUUCAACCUUCUCAAGUGAAUCCAUUGCAAGUCAUCACACAAGAAACAGCACAAGCUUGGAGGUGUUACUUAGCUACUUGCAAAUCCUUACCUCACUCCAUUGGGCAAGAAUUGCAACAAGUAUUGGAGAGUGAUUUGGUUGCAGCAAGACAAACUGAUCGUAGUUUAGGUAGCCAAGACUUGAGCAGAUUGUUGACUAUGGCUCGCAUGAUGUCUGUGAGGUAUGGUGAGGCUACGCUUUCACUAGAGCACUGGCAAAUGGUGUUGGAGCUAGAAAGACUUAGGAAGGAGAGGCUCAAGUAA